Larimichthys crocea (large yellow croaker) is the source of this 1939-nucleotide messenger RNA. It is a transcript of the gene pars2, whose product is annotated as prolyl-tRNA synthetase 2, mitochondrial. Gene Ontology annotation, cellular component: cytoplasm; mitochondrion. NCBI's taxonomy places the organism in Eukaryota, Metazoa, Chordata, Actinopteri, Sciaenidae. Gene Ontology annotation, molecular function: ATP binding; proline-tRNA ligase activity. Bases 221 to 1672 code for a protein of 483 amino acids. The transcript has 4 exons. Gene Ontology annotation, biological process: prolyl-tRNA aminoacylation. The record is from RefSeq and is a predicted model, not a curated record.
UUCACAAACAUUCAGCCUCAGCGCUUCCGGUCUCUGUCUCUGCGUCUUUACGCCUCCAGACCUGCAGGCGGCGCUGUGACGAAGCAACGAGCCUCCCGGCAUGUAGCAUGUUGGAGGGACCUUCAACCAGUUUAUCAACUUAGUAGAAAUGUCAUCCUUUGCUUAUUUACCCAGUUAACCGGCUCGGAGCAGACAGUCCGCAUCAGUCCGCAGGUCUACGAUGGAGCCCAUAAUGAAUCGGAUUUGGCCGAGAGUCUUCCAGCGCCUCCACAGAACCUCGGCACUCCCUAGGAGGAGCCAUUCAGGGUGUGCUGAGCAUGCCACUGUUCCUGCCGACACACACUCCAGACGUAUCAAGCCCACACUCCUGGUGUCCCGCCUCUACCAGCCUUCAAACCUGCGUGAUGUGGGACCAGAGACCCGUCUGCAGGGAGAGGUGACCUGUAAGAGCCAAAGGCUCAUGCAGCAGGCCGGGCUCAUCCAUCCAUCCAAUCCAGGUUGUUAUUACUACCUCCCUGCCACCGUCCGCUCCAUGGAGAAGCUGACAAGAAUCAUUGACCAGGAGAUGCAGGGGAUCGGUGGGCAGAAGCUGGACAUGCCCAGUUUGUGCUCAGCUGAACUCUGGAAAACCAGUGAGCGCUGGGACUUGAUGGGAAAGGAGCUGCUCCGUCUGAAAGACCGUCAUGGAGGCGACUACUGCUUAGCCCCAACACACGAGGAGGCAGUGACAACUCUGGUCGCUCACCAGAUGAAUGUCUCCUACAAACAGCUCCCUUUGCUUCUUUAUCAGAUCACUCGCAAAUUCAGAGACGAACCAAAGCCAAAGUUUGGUCUGCUUCGAGGGAGGGAAUUCUACAUGAAGGACAUGUACUCAUUUGACGUGAGUGAAGAAGCAGCCUAUCAGACUUAUGAAUCAGUGUGUGAGGCGUACACCAGGCUCUUCUCCCGACUCGGUCUGCGUUGUGUUCAGGUCCAGGCGGACACGGGGAACAUUGGUGGCAAACUCUCCCACGAGUUCCAGCUGCCAGCAGACAUUGGUGAGGACAGACUUCUGCUCUGUGGGAACUGCUCGUUCUCUGCUAAUGUAGAGACCAUGUCAUCAGACAGAACUGACUGCCCACAGUGCAAAACUGGCACACUGGUAGAGUCAAAGGGUAUAGAGGUCGGCCACACCUUUUACCUGGGUAAAAAGUACUCUAAUGUAUUCAAUGCCGCCUUCAUCAAUGCCCAGAACAAGCCAAGUGUUGCAGAGAUGGGCUGCUAUGGUCUUGGGGUAACCCGGAUUCUUGCUGCAGCCAUUGAGGUGAUGUCGACAGAGGAGGGUAUCCGCUGGCCAGGCCUUCUCGCCCCUUACCAGGUGUGUAUUUUACCCCCAAAGAAAGGCAGUAAGGUGGACGAGGCAGCAGUCUUGGCUGAGGAACUGGUUCAUACUUUGGGAGAGACUUUCUCUGGUUUGAGGGGUGAAGUUGUUCUCGAUGACCGUACACAGGCGACCAUUGGAAAGAGGCUAAAGGAUGCCAACAGACUGGGCUAUCCAUAUGUUAUUGUGGUGGGACAGGGUGCUCUAGAGGAAACACCCAGGUUUGAGGUGAUCUGUCAGCAGACAGGUGAGACAAUGUUUCUCAGCAGAGACGGACUGUUUGAUCUUCUGGGAAGAGUGGAAACUGUAUGAACAACAACACUGACUGUGGAAGUAAAUGUUUUGUAUUAUGUUUGUGAGGACUUGUAACAAGUAAAAAGUGUAAAUGAGGAGGUAGGAAACGAAGAUUAAAGCACUGUGUGUGUUAAGUUUUGUCUUAAGCCUUUAAGAGAACUUUCUUAUUGUUUUCCAAAGUAACCCUAUGCCUUCAAUUUAUUGCAUUUCGUUUCCAUAAUGUAAUAAUGUCACAAUUUUGCAAAUGCGUUCAAAUAAAAACACAAACUCCCACAUGAACAGAAA